AUGGAAGAAGAAAAGAGGAAGAUCAAAUACAUAUUGGGGUUGGAGGGAAGCGCAAACAAAUUGGGCGUAGGCAUUGUGACCUCGACCGGAGAAGUCUUAAGUAAUAUCAGAGAUAGUUACUAUGCGCCGAUCGGACAAGGUUUUCUGCCAAGACAACUUGCUGAACAUCACAGAACUCAUAUCAUCCGCCUCAUCAAAGAAGCACUCACAAAAGCGAAGUUACAGAAAGAGGAUAUCGACCUUAUUGCAUACACAAAAGGACCAGGAAUAGCGGCACCACUCAUGAUAUGUGCUGUUGUAGCAAGAACGUUGUCUCUUUUGUGGCACAAACCAAUUGUCGGAGUCAAUCACUGUGUUGCUCAUAUUGAAAUGGGGAUGUUGGCGACUGGUGCGAAGCACCCCGUUUGUUUAUAUGUGUCUGGGAGUAACACGCAGGUCAUUGCCUUUUCGUUGGGGAAGUAUCGUAUCUUUGGCGAGACUAUUGACAUAGCUGUUGGGAAUUGUCUUGAUAGAUUUGCACGUAUUAUGAUGAUACCAAAUGAGCCCGCACCUGGUUAUAACAUCGAACAGUUAGCUAAAAAAGGUAAGAAGUUAGUGACGUUACCAUACUCUGUGAAAGGGAUGGACAUCUCACUGACUGGGUUAUUAACUUCAAUUGAAACGUUAGCAAACAAAAAAGAAGGGGUAGAGGACUUAUGUUUUUCGUUACAAGAAACACUCUUUGCAAUGCUUGUCGAAGUGACUGAAAGAGCAAUGAGUCAAUGUGCUGCAACUGAAGUCCUUGUGGUCGGUGGUGUUGGGUGUAAUGUGCGACUUCAAAACAUGUUAGAGUUGAUGGCAAAGGAUAGAGGUGCAAUUCUGGGAGCAAUGGACGAGAGGUAUUGCAUCGAUAAUGGAACUAUGAUCGCGUGGACCGGAUACUUAAUGGCCAAAAAUGGAUAUUCAACACCACUCAGCGAGACCACAGUGCAUCAACGGUUUAGGACUGAUGAAGUGGAUGUGACUUGGAGGUGA
This is a messenger RNA of Entamoeba invadens IP1, 1014 nucleotides long. Its product is annotated as O-sialoglycoprotein endopeptidase, putative. The record is from RefSeq and is a predicted model, not a curated record. The transcript has a single exon. Gene Ontology annotation, biological process: tRNA threonylcarbamoyladenosine modification. Gene Ontology annotation, cellular component: cytoplasm; EKC/KEOPS complex. Bases 1 to 1014 code for a protein of 337 amino acids. NCBI's taxonomy places the organism in Eukaryota, Evosea, Mastigamoebida, Endamoebidae.